This is a messenger RNA of Rhizophagus irregularis DAOM 181602=DAOM 197198, 1771 nucleotides long. RefSeq lists its product as uncharacterized. Gene Ontology annotation, molecular function: proteasome binding. Gene Ontology annotation, cellular component: nuclear membrane; nucleus. The record is from RefSeq and is a predicted model, not a curated record. NCBI's taxonomy places the organism in Eukaryota, Fungi, Glomeromycota, Glomeromycetes, Glomerales, Glomeraceae. Gene Ontology annotation, biological process: nuclear protein quality control by the ubiquitin-proteasome system; proteasome localization.
GUUGGUAAAGUUUUCUCCCUGAAAUUUUUUUUUCCGCAUAUUCCGCCUUUUCGUCCGCCAUAGUCUUAGUAGCAAUAAAAAGAACAGAAAGCCACUAUCAUUUAUUUUAUAUUAGUUCAGUGGUCUUUUUUUUUAUUUCUGUUAUAAACCUUUUUAACGUCCCUUUAUUUUUGUUGUUUUCCUCCAGAAAUCAUAACAAAAUAAAAUAAAAUAAAAUAAAAACAAAAUUUAAACAAGCUCAUUUAGAAUUAAUAAGUAACCAAAUAUGAGCGAUAAUUCACCUUGCUUUCCUUUACCUAGGACUUUUCACCAACCAACUUUCCACCAUCCUAAUGGCAAUUUACGCCCUAUAAGAACUGCUUCUAUUGAUGGUGGUCAUCACUCUCAAAUCAUUCACAGGUCGAGAAUUUCGAUUGCCGAUGUGCCCAAAGUCACAGGCAAACGAAAACCAGGUUACGACUCGGACGAUUCUAUGAGUGAUAAUAAAAGUCCUCCUAGCUCACCUAAAUUUAUGCAUUCAUAUGAUAUGGAAAGAGACUAUGCUACGGCUAAAAGAACAAAAAUGAGUAGUGAAAGAGAGUUUCCUUUAAGUAAACUAUUAGCGACGCUUGAUAAGCCUCAGUUAUUAUCAUUAAUAAAUAAUCUUAUCGAUUCUCACCCACAUUUGCAAUCAGAAAUUGCGCUAAAUAUUCCUCGUCCAACAAUUCAUUCAGUGACUAAUGUAUUAAAUAGUAUGGAGAAAAAAUAUCAAGAUAGUUUCCCUUACUCAAAAUGGGGACAAGUUAAAGAUGAUUAUAGUUUUAAUAGGGUUAAACCUGCUAUUAUGGAAUUGAAAGGAGCUAUAUUAGAUUACGCCGCUCAUUUUACUUCAACCGAAGAAUUUCCUACUACAACAUUUUCUUUUCUUCACUUGGCUACCUCUAUUACACAGCGAUUACCUGAUUGGGAAAAUCACUUACAUAACGAAAUUAAACGUGAUCUAUAUAUCAAAUUAGCCGAAUAUUGGACGAAAGCUAUCGUUGAUGCUGCUAGUAAAGUUAGCGAAGGAAAAAUAUAUGGUCAAAUGGUUGUCAGUGAAUGGGCUAGAAACCUGGCACAACACAAUCGUGAAUCAAAUGGUAUGUUUCAACAUUCAAUCAACGAAUUUAUUGACAAACUUGGAUGGAUCGCUGGUAUUCAAGUUGGAACAAAUCCUUCUUUAACGUCAAAUCAUUCAUACCCUUUUUCCGGAAGUAAUGGAGGAGCUCAUCAUCAUCACUCUGUAUUACCAGUUUAACACCGAACGUUUUUAAUAAACAUCGUAUUUAGAAAUUAGUUGGGAUAUAGGAAAAAAAAAGAAAAAAAUUAAUAUAUAAAAAAAAAAUAUUUCAUGUACAAUAAUGUUAUAAGUACAUAGAUGAACAAAAUCUAUCAGUGUGUUUGUUGUGCUUAGGAUUUCUUUUUUUGUAAGUAGAGUAAGAGAAAUACUCUUCUUUUUAUCUUUUUUUUCUUGAUCAUUUUUUAUAACAAAAGUCUUUUUUGAAUUCACGUGAAAAAAAUAACAAAAAUAUAUAUUCAGGUUUUAUAUAUUUCAUAAAUUUUUUGUUGAAUUUAUACAAUAUUUUAUAAAUAUAGAAAGUUCUUUUGAUUGAUAUAAAACUGUAUCAUGAAAAAUUAAUAGCAUUAUAUGUCCUAAAUUUAUGAUUUAUUUUAUAAGAUAAACCAAUUCAUAAUCUUUUGUUAAUAAAUAUAAUAAUACAUAAUUAAAAAUCAAAUCUUUAAUAUACUUUAC